UUUUUAUUUCAUAUUAUUUUUUAUCAUCAAAUAUGUUUUUGUUAUCAAAUAUUUCUUUGUCAUUUAACAUGUUAUCAUGUUAUUUUUUUGACUUUUCUGGAAGUAGGAUCUCAAAAAACAAAUAGUAUUAAUGGUGUUGUCUCCCAACCUACUUCUUAAUGCACUGCAUAUAUAUCCCGCUGCAGAGAAGGCCCUUUCAGCCUCUACGCUAGUUGGUUUCAGGGUCAUCAAAUAAUUAUAAAUCAAAGAUAAGUUUUCACCUCUGACUCCCUCAUUUUCAUAAACAGCCAUUUCCUUUUUUAAUAACUUAUCAUAAUCCUUCUCAGUACUAGUUUCUUUCUGUUUCAUGAAGUUUUCUUUCUUACGCUUUAGUUGGAUCUCCAAUUCUUGUUCCAAGGUGAAAUUUAGGGAAUACGGGUUAUCUGGAUCAUCGCUUUCCAUUUCCAUAAUCUCCUCUGCCAUUGCUGCUGGUUCCACUAUAUAUGUAUUUACGCAAUUCACUAAACUAACCAAGUUUGAUCCAAAUCGUUAGAGCCAUUUUUGUGGUAAAUAAUUCAAUUUUCAUUUAAGAUCAUGUAGCGUGUCAUAGACGCCCCCUGGCAUUUUUUUAGUCGCAAUAUCUCCGAAAUUUUUCAAAAAAUUUUUAAAAAUUCAAAUUCUCUAAUUUCUUCGAGCUGCGAAAAAUGAAAUAAAUAAUGUUUUUAUUGCGCACCGAGUUUAUUCAGGAAAAAAAGUCGAAAAAGUGCCGGUGUCUCGCAGCUGAAGCAGCGAUCCGUCACGUGAUUCAUUGACGUCACAACCGACCGUAAAUUAGAAUUAUGCACCAGGACUAGGAGAGGAUGUUACUUAUUUUAUUUAGCGCGAAGACACUUUAUUUAGCGAGAGCGAAAAGUCAACUGUCAAUUAGAUCAGCAGAGGUAAAAGGACAGGUGGUGCGGUGUAGAGAGGGAGUGUAGCACGUGCUGCACUGAAUGGCAAUGUCGCUCUCGCCGCCGAGCGAUAGCGCACUUAGCAAAGCGGCAACGCUGACAACGUAGACUUUUGCACCAUUAUUUAGAAAGUUAAUUGAGUAUUUGCGGAUCCAGCAGGCCGAAAAAUGCGCUGGAUCCAGCUGGAUUGCUGGAUGAGGGAUCCAGCAAUUGCAAUCCCUAAACAUAAUACCUUAUGCAAUUGUGUAGUAACUGGAAAAGCAUAAAUGUGCAUAGAUGUGUGGGCUUUUCUUAUGUAAAAUGUAGAUUAUUAUGACAUUUUGAAAAGUUAUAUUUGUGGGUUGCUGAGCAUUUUGCACUAAUUAAUAAUGUUACAUAAGGGUCCACUGUAUUUGAUGAAAAAUUGUUCAUUUAUAAAUUUUAUUUAAGUUUCUGUCCUUUUUUUUAUAGGAAUUAUUCAAUCACCUUUUUCAUCAUCCCGAUUCUAUACCUUCUAUAUAUCACAUUAAUCAAGCUGCAGUUACUUUAGGGGAUAUGAAAAAAAUUUUAAGUUUCAUAAAUUUCAAAAUGAGUGUGAAAUUCAAGAAAGAAGUUUUAAAUCAUCCAAAAUUUACCACAUUAUUGUCUUCUAUUAAUCAACAAUAUCAUGAUAUACCCAUUAAUAUUUUACCCUUUGUUCUAUUAGCAUUAAGAAGAAUUGGAAUAGGUAUUAAUGAAACAGUUAUGCAAAAUCUCUUGAAUGAAGCACAAAGAAAUUAUCACUUAUUCAGUCUUCAAGCCCUUUCAUGUUGUUCAGUUGCUAUAGAAAAUUUAGGACACAAAAAUGUAACUUUAAUGUCACUUCUUGUUAAUCAUCUUGCAGAUAUUUCUAAAAAUAUCACAACGGGAGAAGAAUUAAAAUGCAUUGCAAUUUCUAUUAUUCAUUUAAAGAAAUUGCUCUCAGAUUCAUUUAUUGAAGAAUUUGCUAAAAAAGUAGAAGAAAUAAUGAAAAUUGAAACAUUAUCAACUGGUGUUAUCAUAAAGUGUCUUUUAGCCCUCUCAAUAUCAACUAAUCAACAUAAAUACAUAAAUACAAUGCAACUGUUAGUAGACUUAUUGUGUGACAAAAUAUCAAUGAUGGAUAUUAGUCAAUUGUCCAUUAUGCCAAAACUGGUGAAAAAUGGGCACUGUAAUUUUGAUAAUUUGUCAAAAGUCAUUCGAGAUAGAGCAGUUCAAUUAUUACAAGAUGAUCUUUCUAUACACAAUCAAAUUUUGAUAUUAUAUUGCUUAUCAUUAUUUUGUAAAGUUGAAGAAAAGGAAAACAUUGAAAAAAGACUAUUUGACAUAUUUGAUUCAUUACCAUUAGAGGCAUAUAGUUCUAUCCUUGCAGACAGUGUUAUUAAUCUUUCUGUAACAAAUAAAAAUUAUUUAAACAAAUUAUGGGAGAAGUUUGCAGAUAAAAUUAAAUUAAUUAAAGAUCCAUUUAAAAUAUGCCAGUAUUAUUUAUUAUUUAGGUAUAAAGUUAUGAAUUAUCAACAUUAUAAAUUUGAAGAAAUAUAUUCUAAAUUUUGUAAACAUUAUUGUGAUAAUCCAGAAUGUUUAAAUACAAGGAAAUUUAGUGUUAGUACUGCAUUUCUAAUAUCUUGUAACGAAUUUAAAAUUUCUCAAACAGUGUUCAAUAAGUUGUUUGAGAUGAGUUCACAGUUCAGUGGACAUGAUAUAUUAAUGCUGUCAAUUGCCUUACAUCUAAAUUCAUAUGGAAAUAGAAAUUCAAUAAUAAUAGAUGAUCUUAAAGCAAAACUGAAUAGUGUGAUUAUAUCAAACUUGUCCAAUGUAACAUUCAAUAACUUGAAUAAGUUAAUUUCAGCUGAAAAACUCUUAUAUAGUGACUCAAACUUUUUAUAUACUAUUGCAAUUGAAGGAUGUAUGAAUAAAUAUAAUUUUUUUAAAAGUAAAUUUACUCCAAAAUUUGUUUCAUAUGUAUCGCAAAAUCUUGCUUAUAGUCGUUAUCUAUUAUCUGAUGUUAUCAAUGCUAUGGCCAAGUUAAUACUAAAAAGUGAUCAUUGUUUUAGCUUUAAAGCUUUUAGUAAUUUUAUGCAUUGUUGUUAUACUGUUGGAUAUUGUCCUGAAUUUGAAGACUUUUUAGAUAAAUCUAAUGAAUUAUUGCUGAAAUAUAGUGAAAAUGGAGAAAAUGGUCUUUUGAUAUUACAGUCUGCUACAGCUUUAGCUUUAUUUCAACAUUUGAAACAAGAACUGAUUCAUAAAAUUUUUAGUGUUUCAUUUAUGGAUAAAUUGGAUGUGGAAAUAUCAGCUGUUCAUAAAAUGACUCCUUUCAAAAAAGAAAUCCAUGAGGUACUCUGUUCUGUCUUAUCAGGAUCUGAAUAUAUUGAAGAUCAUAUUUAUACACCAUAUUAUUAUCGUUUAGAUUUUGAAUGCAAAUUGGAUAAAGAUAAAAAUCCACUUCCUUAUUCCAAACAAGAAAUAUUUAAACCUAAAGUGUAUAAUCAGCCAUUUUCAACAGCACAUCAAAGAAUUGCCUUUAAUUGCUUAGCUGAGGAGUCAUUCUGUGUUAAUAUGCCUCAGCUUUGUGGAAAUGAAAUUAUGAAACGUAGACACUUGGAAAUUCUGGGCUACAAAAUUGUUGAAAUACCAUAUUUUGAGUGGAAUUCAAUGAAACUAUCAAGCAAAACAGCUAAAAGUGACUAUCUUUAUAAAAAGAUUUUUCAUUCUUAGCAUUAUACUGUUGUAUAGAUUGAAUUAUUUUCUUUAAAAUAAAUUAUUUUAAUUAUAA
Molecule: messenger RNA, 3699 nt
Organism: Centruroides sculpturatus (bark scorpion)
Lineage: Eukaryota; Metazoa; Arthropoda; Arachnida; Scorpiones; Buthidae
Product: FAST kinase domain-containing protein 1, mitochondrial-like
Exons: 6
Coding region: 1464-3641 (725 amino acids)
Source: RefSeq, a predicted model, not a curated record